Messenger RNA from Rubroshorea leprosula, 1093 nucleotides. The record is from the annotation of a GenBank genome assembly. NCBI's taxonomy places the organism in Eukaryota, Viridiplantae, Streptophyta, Magnoliopsida, Malvales, Dipterocarpaceae.
CAAUGACUUUUUGGUGGCAAGUUUGGUGUCUAUGGAAAGCUCUUUAUUAGAUCUUUCAUUUGGAACUGGGGAACAUCAUGAAAUCAAAGGGGGAGCAACAAAUGAAUUCAAUGAAUGGAAGCUUUACUUAUUCUCAGAUUGCCAAAAUAACUUCAAAUUUCAAAACGGUUAUUGGGAAAGGAGGAUUUGGAGAAGUUUACCAUGGCAUCUUGAAUGCUGACACUCAUGUUGCUGUUAAGGUCCUGUCUUCAACAUCAAUGCAAGGCUAUAAGGAAUUCCAAGCAGAGGUAAAACUUAUGACAGUUGUUUGUCAUGAAAAUCUGGUGUCUGUAAUGGGAUACUGUGAUGAAGAUGGUAAUAAGGCAUUGAUAUACGAAUACAUUGCCAAUGGAAAUUUGAGACAAUAUUUAUCAGAGAAGAGUGAACGAAUUUUGAGUUGGGGUGAAAGGCUUCAAAUUGCUGUAGAUGCUGCACAUGGGUUAGAGUUUCUUCAUGGUUGCAAGCCCCCAAUAGUGCACAGAGAUUUGAAACCAGCCAACAUCUUAUUAACUGAAAACAUGCAAGCCAAGAUAUCAGAUUUUGGACUAUCCAGACUUUUUUCAACAGAAGCCUCUCAUAUAUCAACUCGCCCUGCAGGCACAUUUGGAUAUCUAGAUCCUGAAUCUUAUACGAUAGGACGCAUAAGUAAGAAAAGUGAUGUCUACAGCUUUGGGAUAAUUCUAAUAGAGCUCAUUAGUGGUCAGCCGGCAAUCAUAAGACAGGGCAACGAGGAUGACAUUCACAUACUUCGAUGGAUUUGUCCUUUAUUUGAUAGAGGGGAUAUCUGGAGCAUCGUUGAUCCAAGGCUACAAGGUGAAUUUAACAUCAAUACCGCUCGAAAAGCAAUCAAGAUAGCAAUGUCAUGCGUGUUGCCAAUUAGACAAAGGCCAGACAUGAGUCAUGUGCUGGCAAAACUUAAGGAGUGUUUAGAUGAUUUCUGUUAUGAUUUUAUGCUGCUGGGAGGAAAGAAUGUAAACUUGUUGUAGAAGGGCAGGAGUACCCCUUGUGAUAAUUUUUGUUUUGCUGAUAAAAAAAAAAAAGUAGGAUUUUUUUA